Messenger RNA from Girardinichthys multiradiatus, 1683 nucleotides. Its product is annotated as nucleolin-like. The transcript is spliced from 13 exons. Gene Ontology annotation, molecular function: RNA binding. The record is from RefSeq and is a predicted model, not a curated record. Lineage: Eukaryota; Metazoa; Chordata; Actinopteri; Cyprinodontiformes; Goodeidae. Bases 173 to 1465 code for a protein of 430 amino acids.
ACUGGGUAGCAUGUGGACGUACGACUGACCACACGUUUGUUUAUCUGCACAUGUCCGUGAUUACGCUCUCUGUUAGAAAAUAACAUGGCAAAGAUACAAAAAAAGACAAACCAGCAACAUAAAUAAAGAGGACACAUGUAAUAAUGAUGGGCGACCAGAAGAGAACACAGAAAUGGAGAGGCACCAGGAGGAGAGAGGAGAUAAGAAAGUAAAUGGGAAGCGGAAAGCAGAGCCCACCUCUGACUCUUCCCCAUCAAAGAAAGCCAAACCCAGCAAUGAUGGUUUCUGUCUUUUUGUUGGCAACCUCAACAACACCAAAACGUCGGAGGAAAUCAGAAAUUCUCUGGCAAAAUACUUCACGAUGCAAAAUCUGCUGUUUCAGGACAUCCGAUUGGGAAGGUCCAAGACUCAUGCGUUUGUAGAUAUGGCCUCAGAUAUUGACCUGACCAAAGCUUUGGCAUUGAAUGGAGAGGAGAUCCUUGAUAAGCCGAUGAAGAUGGCUAAAGCAAAAGUUAAAAGCAACGACCAAGGGAAGGUGAAAGCUCCACCUGUAGCUAAGAAAGUGAAAGACAACAGAUGUCUCUUUCUGAAGAAUGUACCGUACGAUGCGACUCAGGAAGACAUCCGAAAGGUUUUCCAAAGAGCCAUCGCAGUUCGCUUUCCUGGUGGAGCUAAAGGCCCAACUCAAGGCAUUGCCUUUGUGGAGUUUAAAAACAAAGCCAUCGCUGAGGAAAUGCUUAAGAAGAAACAAAAGGCUCAGAUUAAAGGUCGGGAUUUGAUUGUGGAUCGCAUACGACAAAGAGAGGUUGCCAAAGCUGACAGUAAGAAAGCAAAGGCAGCAGCUCCUUCAAAUAAAAUUUUAUUUGUAAAGCAUCUGCCUGAAACUGUGAAUGAACCCCACCUCAGGUGUGUCUUUAAAAAAGCUGUUCGUAUCAGGAUACCUCCAAUGAAAGAUAAACCAAAACGAUUUGCAUUUGUUGAGUUUGCAACGGUGGCCCAUGCUAAAAAAGCGCUGCAGUUUUCCAAAACCUUAAAGAUCUGCAACAAAGCAGCCAAAGUUGAAAUGUGUCGCAACAGUUUGCAGCCUAGGAACGCUGGAGGCCAGCUGAAAACCCUGUUUGUGGUGGGCCUUGCUGAGAAGACGACUGCAGAAACACUUCAGAGUGCUUUUGAUGGAGCCAUCAGUGCAAGAGUUGCAGUGCAUAAGAGCACAGGAGAUUCAAAAAGGUUUGGUUUUGUGGAAUUCAACAGCGAGGAAUGUUGCAAGGCUGCCAAAGCGUACAUGGAGGACUGUGAGAUAGAUGGCAGCAACGUCACUGUAACCUAUGCAGUGUCCAAGGGUGAAGGUUCAGCUGAGCCUCCCAGUGGGCCAUCGUCUGGCAAACAAAGCAGGAAACACAAAGGUAAAGGACAUGGAUCUGGUACAUCCCGGCAUGCUGCUGAAGUAGUGAAAAGUCAAAAUUAACUUCUGCUGGAAGGUUUUUUUCUCAGGAUGUUCUUUACUGUUUUAGACCUUCUCCCUGAACACCUUAAAGCUGCUUUUAGUGAAGCCGUAACAUAUAUUUGAACAGAUUGUUUUUUUAAUGUUAAGUCCUGUUCUGGACUGUAAAGCAUUCACUGUCCAUAUAUGAACGUUAACCUAUAAAAGUUUUCUACAAUUGAUAAAAACUUAUUUAAAACCAA